Messenger RNA from Xenopus laevis (African clawed frog), 4016 nucleotides. RefSeq names its product sprouty RTK signaling antagonist 4 S homeolog (gene spry4.S). The transcript is spliced from 2 exons. The record is from RefSeq and is a predicted model, not a curated record. The coding region runs from base 286 to 1179 and encodes 297 amino acids. Gene Ontology annotation, cellular component: cytosol; membrane. Gene Ontology annotation, biological process: negative regulation of Ras protein signal transduction; negative regulation of fibroblast growth factor receptor signaling pathway; animal organ development. Lineage: Eukaryota; Metazoa; Chordata; Amphibia; Anura; Pipidae.
CACCCCAUUCAUAAGAACUGCGUUGGGUCUAGUGCGCCUGCGCGCUGCUGUUCUUCCCUCCCAUUCAUAAAAAAAAAAAGCCAUUUUUUUUCCCAGGCAGUUGCAACACCGAACGCAAAUAAGAAGCUGACAGUCAGCGGAGGAGCAAUGCAGCUCGGAUCAAUGGUUUCCAAGCAGACAGUCACUUAUUUGCUGCGAUUUGAGGAUUACUAGGAAAUGUGCCCGGCUGUAGCCUUCCAAGCAUUUUAAAAAGCAGCAUAUCCAGAACUGGUGGGGAUUAGGUCAAUGGAUUCCAGGAUUCCUCACAGUAUCACAGUCGUGCCUAAUGCUGUCAUGGUACAGCCAUUGCUGGAUGGCCGGGUCCCUUAUGGAAGGUUACAGCAUCCACUCACCAUCCUGCCAAUCGACCAGAUGAAAACCAGCCAUUUGGAAAAUGAUUACAUAGACAAUCCUUCCUUGAGUCAACUUGCUAGUCAGAAGCUUGUCAGGGACCCUCAUGAACCCACGCUCAUCAAUCAGCGUCUGCAGAGGUGUGAGGCCGACAAUACCCACCCCUGGAUAUCAUUCAGUGGGCGCCCAAGCUCAAUUAGCAGCAGCAGUAGCACCUCAUCAGAUCAGAGACUCUUGGACCACAUGGCCCCACCUCCAGUGGUGGAUCAGUCCCCACCUAGGGCAGUAAGGAUACAGCCUAAAGUUAUUAACUGUAAGCAUCCGGAUGUAAAGCAACCCAUGGCCCAGGAGCUAGACAAACACUUAUUACUGUGCGAGGCCUGUGGAAAGUGCAAAUGCAAAGACUGUACCACUCCUCGGACAUUGCCGUCUUGUUGGGUGUGCAACCAGGAAUGUCUGUGUUCAGCCCAAAAUUUGGUCAAUUACUCCACCUGCAUGUGUUUGGUAAAGGGUGUCUUUUACCACUGCACCAACGAAGAUGAUGAAGGCUCAUGUGCAGAUCAUCCAUGCUCUUGUUCUCGCUCCAACUGCUGCGUACGGUGGUCCUUCAUGGGUGCCUUGUCACUGGUCCUUCCUUGCUUGCUUUGCUACCUUCCAGCUACUGGCUGUGUCAAACUCUCCCAGAAAUGCUACGACCAAGCCAGCAGGCCCGGCUGCAGGUGCAAAAACACAAACAGUGUCAUGUGCAAAGCGCCAGAUGCCGUCAGCAGACCAGAGAAGCCUUUCUGAUUGGCCGACCAUAAGGUUGCAUUUGCGAACUGUGUUACAAGGAUGCAUUUUACACUCUGCAGGAAACUCAUGCAAAAAAUAAAUAAACAAACAAAAGACUGUAAGCGGAUACCAUCACAGAAGGCUUUAAUUUAGCAUUCCUUACUUAAUUAGGGGGAUCCAGCAAGACCUGGUGUCACACAGAAGGAAAGCAAAAAAUGCCUUAUGUGUGUGUGUGUGUAGCAGCUAUGAAUUGUUUCUAAUGUCUGUGUUUAAGUGUCAGAGAAUUCAUGUUUUGUUUUAGCACAGUGGCAUAUCUACCUACCUUACAGCUUUUCUGCACCGCCUCUUGGUAACGGAAGCAGCUUAUGCCAAUUCCUUGACACUGGCAUGGAUGUAAGCCAGCUCCAGAGCUUCCUAACAUACAGAGGUCUUUGUUUCCAACAGAACAUUCAUGCAUAACUCAGUUUCUAUAGAAGAGCAGAUUGCAACACCUCUAUACUUUCCCCACCUUGCGGGAGUUUUAAUUUAUUUGCACGCUUUUUUAUAUAUUUAUACAUAUAUAUAUAUUUUCAGAGUAGCUAUGUCCAUAAAGUGUUUCCUUUAUUGGCCACCCUGUUGGCAGAGCAAGGCUGUAUGAAACUGAUCCUCUUUUAUGCUGCUAAAAGGCAGAGCAUGUAACAUUGUAGGUGCGGAAAAUACCGGUUACAAUAUGCUCUUCUCUUUUAAAGCUGUCACGGCUAACUCACACGUCCUAUUGCGCUCCAUCUGCAAGAGUGUCACUGUCUUUGUGUUUCUGUGUGUCAUACUUUGUAUUAGUGUCAGAUUUGCCGCCCUCCAGCUUGAGCAAACAAGACCUCCCGGCAUCCUCAGCUAGCCAGGAGCUGUCUGAGGAUGCUGGAAGUUGUUGUUCACAGACUCCGACACCAUAUCUCAAUUGUGCUUGGUUGCUAAUUAUGCCAUAUGGGUUUUACCGGAGCAUGUAUUUCUUCUUUCAGCUAAUGAUGGCUAGGUGGAAGAUGAAAGAGAGUGCUUAGGGUACUGUUUUAAAUCAACAUGAUUAAAGGAAGGAAUUUAGCAUCCCUCUUCCACUUGUAGCCCCUUCCUCACUAUCUGUAAGGGCAGAGACACACGCUCAGAUUCGGGGAGAUUAGUCGCCCAGCAACGAAUCUUCUCUUCUUUGGGGCAACUAAUCUCCCCAAACGGCCUCCUGACGGCUAGAAUGUAAGUUGCCGGCGGGAUGGCAAUCGGUGCGCUUCGCUUUUCGAAGUUGCUUUACGAGGAAACUUCGGGCGUCUUCAGAAAAGGAAGUGCUCCGAGUGCCAUCCUGCCGGCAAUUUAGGUUCUAGCCGGUGAGAGGCACUUCGGGAAGAUUCGCCGGGCGACUAAAUCUACGUGAAUCUGAGCAUGUGUCUCUGCCCUAAUUAGUCCGGCCUACCUUAUCUUAUCCUAUCACCAAGGCUUAAGUUGUAUUUUUAUAUUGCUCUUAUGAGGCCUGUAACACCAAACUCAGUAUGCCUGUGUAAGAUAUAACAAUUUUACAUGAUAUGUUUUAACAAGCAUAGGCAAUCAGAAGCCCUUUCAGAUGUUGCUGAGCUGACUCCCAGCAUCCCUCACACACAUCCAAAGCCUUCUGGGCAGUGUUAUGAAUUGUAGUUCAUAAUAUAAGGAAGAGAAUUACUAGUCCACUCUUCUAAAGGAUUCUGAGAAUGUGUGUGUGUUUUACCUUACUGUUGGGCUGGGCUUGUUAUUGUUCAGCUUAGGACACUCACUCGUCACAAUCACAGGCCUCUGUUGGGGAGUGUCCUAAGCUGUCGGCCAUCUUUGCUGAAAGGAUACAUGCAGAAAGCAAGCAUGAAAACAUACUCCAUUUAAAAAAAAGACACAUCUUUUUUUUUUUCCCCCACAGUAAACUAUUUGACUUUUUCUCCAGCUAUUCUGGAAACGCCCUGGCCUAAUUAGCAUCCCACCAUAUUGUACACAUUUACGGCAAUAAUUGUUAAAAAGUAAAACUCCUCCAUAAUUGCAGGGGCCUAAUAUUCUCGUCAGACCAUCAAAUCCUAACAUUCUACUUGUGAUUUUGGGAUUUACAGAGAAGAUGUGCACUAAGCUUGAUCCCCAGAAGAGCACAAUAACUGUUUUGUAACUGCAUGAAUAACACCAACAGGGAUGUUUUGGUUUCUGAGAACCAGACAAAUUAGAGAAAUGUAGACACCAAUCAAAACGUUUUUUUUCAAAGUAUUCAGCCAAUGGAACUUGCAUGUUGCCCUGUAUUUUUUUCCUUCGCUGCUGCUGCUGCUCAAAUUUAGCCUCUUAUGUAAAAUAACUUGUAUAUCUGUGUAAAUGUACAUAGAGAGAUACAAAUAAAGAUGUCUAUUUUAGUGUUAUAUAAGUUUUGGGUAAAGUCAGAGGAACAUAUAAGAAAACCAUUUUUAAAAGAAAGCGAUUUUCUGUGUCCUUUAAAGAAGGACGAAAUCCUAGUACAAUAUCAUGUAUUCUAGUUUCUGUGUUAAAGGGGAAAUGUCUCUGCAUAUAGGAUCUGUCUUAAAAUAAUGUAUUUGUCUUUUUUAAUUUCAGAAAAAUAUUGACACUUUUCAGGGUUAAUGGUACAAACAGGUCGUUUGCUAAAAUCCAUAUGGGUUUGCUUAGCAUUCUUUUUUCUAAAAUAGAAAAGCCUGCUAUACGAAAAGUGCUUUUUUUGGGGUAUUUGUGCACGUGAGGCACAGUACAUUGCUUUGUUAUAUAUACUGCUUGCUCCCCUUGCACUCUGAAAUCAUAUUUUUAAGUCAAAUUGAAAAUUGUUACCUGUAAUAUGUAAAUGACUAUCAAUACCCCAGAAAAUGCAUUAUGGGGUUUUA